AUGCUCAAAUCCCUGCAUAUCAUCCCCACAUUCUCCGAUAACCCCGCCGCGAACGCUAAGACCAUCCGCGCGCUCGAUUACUUUGAUUUUAUCCAGAUCUACCCCGGGAAUAAGACAUCGCAUUUCUCGAAAAUUCAACAGACGAGCAGUGUCGCUUACGAGGAUAUGCUGUUCUUCGAUGAUGAGGCGCGGAACCGAAACGUGGAGACGGAGUUGGGGGUCACAUUUUGCUUGGUGCGCGAUGGGAUGACCAGGGAGGAGGUCGACCGGGGCGUUCGAGCUUGGAGAAAGCGUAGUGGUAUCAAACUAGAGACAGCGGAGGAAUCAUGA
This is a messenger RNA of Penicillium expansum, 330 nucleotides long. RefSeq names its product Mg-dependent acid phosphatase. Gene Ontology annotation, molecular function: acid phosphatase activity. NCBI's taxonomy places the organism in Eukaryota, Fungi, Ascomycota, Eurotiomycetes, Eurotiales, Aspergillaceae. The coding region runs from base 1 to 330 and encodes 109 amino acids. The record is from RefSeq and is a predicted model, not a curated record. The transcript has a single exon.